Molecule: messenger RNA, 435 nt
Organism: Spirometra erinaceieuropaei
Lineage: Eukaryota; Metazoa; Platyhelminthes; Cestoda; Diphyllobothriidea; Diphyllobothriidae
Source: the annotation of a GenBank genome assembly
AUGGUCGAGCAGGCCAAUGGGAUGACUAAAUGCUCUCAAACAGUGUACACAGGUAAGGCGGAUGCGACGAGUGUAUGCUGGAGUUCCUGCCAUUCCGACAGAUUUUCAAGUGACCGACCCGGCCGAUGUGGGAUGCGAAGGUGCAAUUGUGAAAAAGUAUGACGGAUGUGUAAGCACUGAGUUUGUAAUGAUUUUGGGGCUGGUAGUGAUGUGGUGGAGAAGUUUCGCUUGCAAGAUAAGGGUUCAGAAGAAUAAAACGAUGAAGAAGAAGAAGAAGAAGAAGAUGAUGAUGAUGAUGAUGAUGAUGGUGGUGGUGGUGGUGAUGAUGAUGAUGACGACGACGACGACGAUGAUGAUGAUGAUGACGAUGAUGAUGAUGAUGAUGAUGAUGAUGAUGAUGAUGAGAUUGCUGGAACAAGAAGUUUAUUUGGCUGA